AGGAGACAAAGAGAGAUUCUGCUCAACCGAACCACGGACUUGCCCUGGCAAGACGCUCCUGCGACGUGGUGGCGAUCCUUGUCUGUGUUUCUAAGUUUUAGAGUGGGGUUUGGGAGGGAGUGGGUGGCAAAAGGGGAGAGUGGAGAGGGCAGAACGGGCCUGGGCGGCCCUGGGCCUGUACCAUGCAGAAAGACACUGAUCAUGGUGCCCAGACACCGACACCGAGUGCCUCAGAGCAGGCACACUGGACUGACUGCUUGUGGACCUUCUGCCAAGGCUGUGGGUCCCAUGAACAAAGCGAAGACGAAUAUCCUCCACACGUCAUCCAGUUGGCACCUUUGGAAAAGGUCCAAAGGGCGCCCAAAAAGUCUACGGUAAAGCACUUCACCACCUCCCGUGGACACAACGUGGAUGAACAUGACAGGAAGAGAAGGUCCCAUGAACAAAGCAAAGACGAAUAUCCUCCAUAUGUCAUCCAGUUGGAACCUUUGGAAAAGGUCCAAAGGGCGCCCAAAAAGUCUACGGUAAAGCGCUUCACCACCUCCCGUGGACACAAUGUGAAUGAACAUGACAGGAGGAGAAGCAAAGGAACAUCUGCCAAAGAGCCAGAACAGAGAAACAAAGAGCAUGUGAGACUCAACAGAGAAGUGCACCACAGUACUGAUCCAAAGUCUUUCUUCAGUGAAGAAAGACAUCCAGGAGAGCUACAAUUGAUACCUGAAAAGCCUGUCCAGAUCAGUACAGUGAAUGCAGGAACUGAACAGAAGACUCCAAUCAGCAAAGGAACAUCUGCCAAUGAUCCAGAACAGAGAAACAAAAAGCAUGUGAGAUUCAACACAGAAGUGCAACACAGUACUGAUCCAAAGCCUUUCUGCAAUGAAGAAAGACAUCCAGGAGAGCUACAAUCGAUACUUAAAAAGCCUGUCCAGAUCAGUACAGUGAAUGCAGGAACUGAACAGAAGACUCCAAUCAGCAAAGGAACAUCUGCCAAAGAGCCAGAACAGAGAAACAAAAAGCUUGUGAGAGUCAACACAGAAGUGCAACACAGUACUGAUCCAAAGCCUUUCUGCAAUGAAGAAAGACAUCCAGGAGAGCUACAAUCGAUACUUAAAAAGCCUGUCCAGAUCAGUACAGUGAAUGCAGGAACUGAACAGAAGACUCCAGUCAGGUAAGAGUUUAUGGGUUUUAAAAUACACUGUAUAUCUGGAGAUAUCAAAUUUGGAAAUCACACUGUUUUCCUCUGUGUAAGUCAAUUUCACCAUCUUUAUUCUUCCUUUAUUCACAAGCUGAAUAAUUAUUUGUAGAGCACACAAUCUUGCAAUUACUGAUUACACCUGAUGCAGUGUGAAAUACUGUUAAGAAUCCAUGGCUAGAGAGAUGGUUCAGUAAAGAAAGUGCUUGCCAUGCGUGUGUCAGACUGGGAGUUUGGAUGCCCAGAAGUCACAUGAGGCCUGAUGGUCUCAUGUGCAUCUGUAAUCUUGAGGAACUUAGAGUGAGUUGGAAGGGAGACAGAGAAUCCCCCAAAUUUGACUCAAUAAUUAUUUGGGGGUGUGCAUUCAUGGACAAGACACAGCAACAAAAAAAAGGUUGAAGGUGAAGGUUGACCUUCCCCGCAGUUUGUACUCUAAUUGCCAAACUAUGCACCCUGGCAUGCAUGUAUGUACCUGAAAUCACAUAUGCAUGCAAGUGCACUGCCCAUAACAUGCUAUGCACAUGUAUUUAAAGUAUCAGCUUCAGGUCAUU
Messenger RNA from Peromyscus eremicus (cactus mouse), 1743 nucleotides. RefSeq lists its product as uncharacterized. NCBI's taxonomy places the organism in Eukaryota, Metazoa, Chordata, Mammalia, Rodentia, Cricetidae. The record is from RefSeq and is a predicted model, not a curated record. Bases 183 to 1172 code for a protein of 329 amino acids. The transcript is spliced from 13 exons.